Molecule: messenger RNA, 3803 nt
Organism: Linum trigynum
Lineage: Eukaryota; Viridiplantae; Streptophyta; Magnoliopsida; Malpighiales; Linaceae
Source: the annotation of a GenBank genome assembly
AAAUCACAAAUUAACCAUACAAAUUGUUCAACACCAAUCUAGAAAACUCAAGAAAAUUGAAGCAAAUCACAAAUUAUCCAUAAACAACAUGAUUAAUUGAAAGCUUCUUCCUCCUUGUCAAUUAAGUUAUUUCACUCUCCACUCGAUAAUAUCAACUUCAUUCUACACAAUUAGAAAGAAAAAAUUAGACAUGUAUCCACAAACAUAAAGAAGAUUAGUUGUUUAGAAUAUUAAAUACACCGGAAAAAUUAAUUAUAUGGGUGUGGACGGGUACCUAUGGGUCGGGUUUACCUAAACCUAAACCCGUCAACACGGAAUUUACCAGCGUUGACCGGGUUGAGUCGGAUAGGGUACCCGUGGGUUCGGAUUUUGUUGCCAUCCUCAGUGGGAAGUCCAGCCAGCAAAAGGCCAAGAUCAGGUGACUAAGUUAAUCUCAGCCAUUGAAGCUCAUUAAAAUAUAAUGAUUCAGAUUUAUCUAGUUUAAUAAAGGGUAAUGUGGUAAUUAGUUGAGUAGUAUGGAAUACCCCCGGCGUCUCCCGCCUCUUCCGGUCGGCGAUCCAUUUCAAUUUUCCCCAUGGCAUGAGAAUGGGAAAUAGGGCCUGGGAAUGGGAAAUAUAUCCCCUCUCUAUGGAGUUCCUCGCGCACAGAAAGAGGAGAGAGAGAGAGUUUUUGUUGACGAAGGAGAUUUUUCCGCCAACCAACAACGACAUAGAAGGAUUUUCCGGCGACAGUGGUAGAUUUGUGAUGUUUGUUGAUCUAUUGAUCUAUUUUGUAAUGUUUGUAUCGAUUCGGUUUGUAUUGUUCAUCAUUCUUGUUUGUCAUUUUUUAGUGACAUUUUGUACGGUUAGUAUGCUUUGUACUAUUUGUCGGUUUAUUUUGUAAUGUUUGUAAGCUUUGUUAUUUUUGUGCACCAUGUUUAUCAUUUUUGUCAACCAUGUUUGUAAUGUUUUUUAUGUCUGAAAACAACCUGGUUGACUUUUGGAUGAAACUCCUCUAUAUAGGGAUGAAGCCUCCAAAGUCAACUCGGGUGUUUUUCCAGUUUGUAUGAAUUGUCGGUUUAGUUUGUCAUUUUUGUCCACCAUGUUUGUAUGUCUAAAAAACACCCGGGUUGACUUUGGGACGGAGCCCCUCUAUAUAGGGAUGGAGUCUCCAAAGUCAACCCGGUUGCUUUUUUCUUUUUGUAUGGUUUGUAUUGUUUGUCGAUCUAGUUCGUAUUGUUUGUACAGUUCAUAUGUUUGUAAUGUUUGUAAAUCUGUUUGUAUGUUUUGUCGUUCUACUUUGUACUGUUUGUAAGUCGUUUCGUAUACUUCGUAAUUUUUCAUAAUACCCAAACUAUCAUGUCAUUAAUUAAAUAACCCUUCCCACUUUUUAACCGUGAGAUUGUUGUGUCCAGAUCUAAGGGCUGAGAGUGGUUUAUUCAAGUGACUAAGCACCCCCUUAGUCACAUGAUCCUCUCUUGCCAGAAAAAGGGGUUAUGUAUCUACGUUCAUAUUUUUUAAUUUUUAUGUGUGUUUCUAAUAAAAUAUUUUUAGUGAUAAAUGUGAAACAAUUUAAUAAUUCAGUGAUCAAACUUGUCAUUUAUUAUUAUAAAACACAAUGAUAAAGAAACGGCGUCGUGUUAUGGUAGUAUUUUCCAGUUUUCAUCACCAUCUACUACGAGACGCUUCAAAAUCAAAACCCUUCAAUUGAGUCUAGGGUUUUUGGCCUCCAAAUCGAACAAUGGUGUUAUCAAACAAGAAGCUGAAGCAAAAGCUAAGAGAAGCAAAGGCCGAGUCUUUGGCUUCAUCGAUAUCGGGGGAAUCAGUAUCCAACUCAAAUGGAGAUGCGGGCGCGAUUUUGGGGUUGCAGGAGCGACUGGAUGCAGCAAAACAGAAGACGCGGCUUGCAAAGAAGGACAAGAGAAGUAAUUCCCGAGGCCUAGAGAAUGAUGAAGGAAAGGGUCCAACCGGCGUGAAGAAGGAAGUGCUGGAAAAUGGCGAUGAGAAGACAGAGGAGGGGAAGAAGAGGAAGAGAGAAGAGGGGAAGAAUGGCGAGAAGAAGGACGGCAAGCAGGCUAAAAUGAAGAAGAAAAAGGAGAAGAACAAGAACAAGAACAAGAAGAUCAAGGCAGCUGAAAAUGGCAAGGACGAGAAGUCCGCGGUUAUUGUUGGGGGAGCAGGCGAAGUAGAAAUGAAAGGAAUUGUUGAAAGUUCAGUGAAAAUGGAGACUGCAACAAAAGUUUAUGUUGGGGGUAUUCCAUACUACUCAACUGAAGAUGAUAUUCGGAGUUUCUUCGAUAGUUGUGGUACCAUCACAGAAAUUGAUUGUAUGAAGUUUCCUGACAGCGGGAAGUUUAGAGGAAUUGCCAUUAUUAACUUCAAGACUGAUGCUGCUGCCAAACGGGCCUUGGAUCUUGAUGGAGCUGACAUGGGUGGAUUUUUCCUGAAGGUCAGGCCAUAUAAGGCAACAACUCGACAAACUAAAGUCCCUGAUUUUGUUCCACAAAUUGUAAAAGGUUACAACCGGAUCUAUGUCGGGAACUUACCGUGGGAUAUAACAGAAGAAAACCUCAGGAAGUUCUUCUCAGAUUGUACUAUAUCGUCCAUCCGUUUUGGCAUGGACAAAGAAACAGGGGAGUUCCGAGGUUACGGCCACGUUGAUUUCUCAGAUGAUGUCUCAAUGAUGAUGGCACUGAAAAUGGAUCAGCAAGUUCUGUGUGGCAGACCAAUUAAGAUCAGUUGUGCAGUUCCCAGGAAAGCAGGAGAAGCCCGACCAAAGGAUGGCCCUCGGCCUUCCAGAAAUGACGAAGUCAGUAAUCCUGAGGUCAUUCCAACUCCUCCCGUUGUAGAAACUACUGCAGCAAGUAUUGAAGCCAGCUACUAUGAUAUUCCUACAUCUUCCAUCGUUGAAGUUGUGAGAAAUGAAGCCAGUAGCGAGGCACCAGCCCCUGUCAGUGGUAAGAUAAAGAGGAGGACCUGCUAUGAGUGUGGUCAAAAGGGUCAUAUUUCAACAGCUUGUCCGAAUAAGCCUGAUGUACCAAACCCCAUUACAGAUUGAACCGAGUCCAACUUCCUAGUCUUGCCUUUUCUUUUGCUCCCUGUUUUAGGGGAGAGAGAUGCUAGGCCAUCCAGAAAUAUUGUUUGGAGGUUAUCUGGCGAUCAUAGGGAGUGUUACUAUCACAAUUUUGUAUGCUAGAAUUUUGAUUUGUGAACCAAUGACGGAAGUGUCAGUGGGUUAGUUUUGUUUAUCUGUCUGUUUAUACUACAUGUACCAAGCAGAAAGUUAACAAGAGAUUAUUGAAAUACCAGUUUUUGUUCUUGCUCUGAGAUUGAGAGAACUGUUGUGGUUUCCUUCUCAUGUUUUGACUUCAUUCACCAGGUGGCUCUGCUACUUGGCUUUAUUAAGCUGAUCUUAUUUGCGAUGCAUAUAUGGCCGGUGCAGAUGGUGCAUGAAUUAUUAAUCAGCUAAACCCUAUGCUUGGUUUGUUAACAUACUUGAAUUUUAUGCUGACGGUCUUUAAGUGGGCAUGUUGUAUUGCACAGCUUCCUGGCUGAGAAAGCAAAGGACAGGCUGCCAGGUGCUGCAGGUAAUGCGCUUGCUUAACUUCUACCUUGAGACCUCUCCCCCUUUGCUAGAGACAAGAAAUGGCAUCCUGACAUCUUUGUAUGUGCUCAAUCUCUUACCCUUCACUUGGGAAGUUCCAUUCAUUGAAAUGAUUGGUUUCACUUGUAUUAACAGAAUGAAAUCUGUGUAUGUAGUGUGCAGCUGAAUUGGAUUGAAUGGAUGAAAUUGGUGCAGACCGAAUAUAAAUUGAUUUGGUUCAG